AGCCCCGGCCCGCCGGGCCCGCCGCAGCAGCACCAUGUCGAGCAGCGAGCGCACGGGAUCCACCAACGUGGUUUACCAAGCCCACCAUGUCAGCAGGAGUAAGAGAGGACAAGUUGUCGGCACCAGGGGAGGAUUCCGAGGCUGCACGGUUUGGCUCACAGGCCUUUCUGGAGCUGGCAAGACAACCAUUGGCUUUGCUCUGGAGGAGUACCUGGUGGCUCAUGGCAUCCCCUGCUACUCCCUGGACGGCGACAACGUCCGGCACGGCUUGAACAAGAACCUGGGCUUCUCGGCCCAGGACCGCGAGGAGAACAUCCGGCGCAUCGCCGAGGUGGCGCGGCUCUUCGCCGACGCGGGGCUCGUCUGCAUCACCAGCUUCAUCUCCCCCUUCACCAAGGAUCGUCUAAACGCACGGAAAAUUCACGAGGCAGCUGGGCUUCCUUUCUUUGAAAUCUUUGUAGAUGCUCCUCUAAAUAUUUGUGAAAGCAGAGAUGUGAAGGGCCUGUACAAAAAGGCAAGAGCUGGAGAGAUCAAAGGAUUCACGGGGAUUGACUCAGAGUACGAGAAACCCGAAGCUCCUGAGCUGGUGCUGAAAACAAACAUUGCAUCCGUGUCUGAGUGCAUCCAGCAGGUCGUGGAGCUCCUCCAGGCACAGAGCAUCGUGCCCCAGGGCUCAGUCAAGGAUGUUCUGGAGCUCUUUGUGCCCGAGGAUAAACUCAGCAGUGUCCGGGCUGAGGCGGAGAAGCUGCCAGCACUGGAGAUCACCAAGCUGGAUCUGCAGUGGGUGCAGGUGCUGAGCGAAGGCUGGGCCACUCCUCUGACAGGAUUCAUGCGGGAGGCAGAGUACCUGCAAGUGCUGCACUUUGGCACCCUGCUCAACGGAAAGAGGCGCUUGGGAGCUGACGGCGUGGUGAACCUGAGCGUGCCCAUCGUGCUGCCGCUGUCGGCGGAGGACAAGCAGCGGCUGGAGGGCAGCGCGGCGCUGGCGCUCAGCUUCCAGGGCCGCCGGCUGGCCGUGCUGCGCAGCCCCGAGUUCUUCCCGCACAGGAAGGAGGAGCGCUGCGCCCGCGUCUGGGGCACCACCUGCCCCCGCCACCCGCACAUCCAGAUGGUGAUGGAGAGUGGAGACUGGCUGGUGGGUGGAGACCUGCAGGUCCUGGAGAAGAUCAAAUGGAAUGAUGGGCUGGACCAGUACCGCCUGACCCCGCUGGCUCUCAAGCAGAAGUUCAGGGAAAUGAAUGCUGACGCCGUCUUCGCCUUCCAGCUGCGCAACCCGGUGCACAACGGGCACGCGCUGCUGAUGCAGGACACGCGGCGCCAGCUCCUGGAGAGGGGCUACAAGAACCCCGUGCUGCUGCUGCACCCCCUGGGGGGGUGGACCAAGGAUGACGAUGUCCCCCUGGAGUGGCGCAUGAAGCAGCACGCGGCCGUGCUGGAGGAGCAAGUCCUGGACCCCAAGUCCACCAUCGUGGCCAUCUUCCCCUCUCCCAUGCUCUACGCUGGCCCCACAGAGGUGCAGUGGCACUGCCGGGCCCGGAUGGUGGCGGGGGCCAACUUCUACAUCGUGGGGCGCGACCCGGCGGGCAUGCCGCACCCCGACACCAAGCAGGACCUGUACGAGCCCACGCACGGCGGCAAGGUGCUGGGCAUGGCCCCCGGGCUCACCUCCGUGGAGAUCAUCCCCUUCCGCGUGGCCGCCUACAACAAGCUCAAGAGAGCCAUGGAUUUCUACGAGCCCAAAAGGCACGAUGAUUUUGACUUCAUCUCAGGAACACGCAUGAGGAAGCUUGCUCGGGAAGGGGAAAACCCCCCAGAUGGCUUCAUGGCCCCCAAAGCCUGGAAAGUCCUCACCGCCUACUACCAGUCACUGGAAAAAAAGAAUUAACUCCUCCUCCUCCUCCUCAUCCUCCCUAGAAAUACCUGUAUUAAGAGUGAGCAAUGAUCGAUUGAUUCCCUGUGACACAGAUCACUUGGCAUGACCCUGGGAUUUUCCUGCCUGGGUCAGAGUGGUUUUUUACCAAUCAGAAAUACUUUCAGCCUGAUCCUUCUCCCCCUGAAGCUGCUGGGAGUGUCCCCAUGGAGCUGGAAGGGGUGGGGAGCGGGCCCUUGGUUCCCAGCUGGCACCAGGAUGUGCCACCCGGGAUCACCGCGGUGCUGCCAGGGCCACCCAGCAGCUGCCAGUGCAGAGGGGACCAGGAUAAAUCCUGCCUGUGCCCUGCCUGGAGCAGAAAUGAAGAAGUGCCUUUCCUCUGUGUGCCUUAGACAGUGUUUGCUAAUUAACAGCAGAAUCUUUUUAAUGCCCCUUUUAUAAAAAGGACUUUUUAAGAUCAGCUGUGACCACCUCCAGUUCCUUGUGGCUGAGCCAGCUCCUCACUGCUUCCUUCCUUCCUUCCUCCUGCUUGACCUCUUUGGUCAAACAAAUCCUGGGCUGAGUGUUCCUGUUGCUCCAAGUGAGGUUGUGCCGGGGUGAUCCCUGGCCCAGGGAUCCCACACUCACAGCCCAGCUGGGGAGCCUUUGCACCAUAAAGCCCUGGGAUCCCUGAGAGAGCUCUGCACAGCGAGGAAAAGUCAGGGAUGCUGGCGCUGUGCUUUCAGGUGUCCUCCCACGCUGCAGGGUGGGAUCCCCCUUCCCUGUGCCCACACUGCUCCCACCCCAAAGGCAAAUCCGAGGCAAAACAGCAAAGACACAGCACGAGGUGGGGCUGGAGAACCGGCUGAGAGGAGGCUGAAGCUCCUGCCCUCAUCCACACCUGUGAGCGUGCGGGUGACCCGAUUUAUUCCGGGACAGCCCGAGGAUGGCAGGAAAGCCCUUGGCCCCCCAGCCCUGUGGGAUGCUGCUGCUGCUGAGCCGAGAGCCGGUGCUGCUCCCAGCCCCGGCUGUGGAAAGUUACCGCGGACAUUAUCGCCUUCCCCACCCUCAGCCCGACGCGGACUUUGGCAGUGCCCUGCCUCCGAGGUGACAGAGCAGUGACAGGACAGCGACACGGCAGCCGAGCUUCCCUGGGCGCUGCCGGGAGCCCCGGGCCGCCCGCGGGGCUCAGGGACCGGGCUGGUCCCGGCUCGGCGCCCCGGCUGCGCGGUGGCCGCGGAGCGGAGCAGCGGCGCUCGGUCCCUGCCGCUCGCUCCGCGAUUGUUGCACCUGGCCUCGCUCAGCAGCUGCCCCGGGAGCCGGCGGGAUGUGCCCGAGGAACGGCAGUGAGCGUCCCUCCCUUCUGUGCUCCUGUCUGAGUUCCAGGUGGAUCCACGCUCAGCAAAACCAACCCGCUCGGUGCUGGCAGCUGCGACCUGCUCUGCUGUGGCCAGGCCACACUGUCCAAGCCUUCGUCUGUGACUGGAAAACUUUCUUGCAAAAGGUUUUUGGGUGGCUUUUUAAGUCUUUUUUUUUUAAGCAUUUGGAGGAAAUCUGUGUUUUACCCCAAGGCAAAAGCUGCAGCCUCUGUGGGAGCUGCCCGUGCAGCAGCCUCAUCCAGCCGGGCCCCGUGGCAGGCAGCCAAAAGUGAUAUUCCCAUUUAGGAUUGCUAAGGAGUGAAACAGCUCUGCUGCUGUUCAUCCUCAAAUCAUCCAGUGUUGAAACCUGUCCCCUCCCCAGUAAAUCCAGGUGGUCACAGCAAAACACAGGUGUUGUAUUGUCAUUUUAAACCAGCACGGUGUCCUGAUUACCUCUGAUUAAAACACGUGGACUGGGGGGUUAAUAGUCUAUUUAUUAAAGACAUGAGACUGGAAUUUGUACCUCAGCUGAUGCAUCUCAUGAUUUAAUAUAUUCUGAACUCGAUACUCUAUGAAACACUCACUUUCAGUACAAAUAAAUAUUUAUGUGUGUACGCA
Motacilla alba alba is the source of this 3825-nucleotide messenger RNA. It is a transcript of the gene PAPSS2, whose product is annotated as 3'-phosphoadenosine 5'-phosphosulfate synthase 2. Gene Ontology annotation, molecular function: sulfate adenylyltransferase (ATP) activity; adenylylsulfate kinase activity; ATP binding. The transcript is spliced from 13 exons. Bases 35 to 1885 code for a protein of 616 amino acids. The record is from RefSeq and is a predicted model, not a curated record. Gene Ontology annotation, biological process: sulfate assimilation; 3'-phosphoadenosine 5'-phosphosulfate biosynthetic process. Lineage: Eukaryota; Metazoa; Chordata; Aves; Passeriformes; Motacillidae.